AUGCAUCGUAAACACGCUGCCCCUCGGAUCGUGGAGGCCUCACCAGGUUCUUCUGUAUCGGCAUGCCAAUCCUUCACAGCCGAGCUGCGGCGCAGACAAGAGGUGCCCCGGUACGAUCCGACAGGACUCUCGCCUUCACUAGCGUUGGAUGGCACCACAGCGACCAUAGUGGUGCGGACUGGCAAUGAAAGCCAGAACCAGCUCCUGCCUCUGACGGCUUCCGGUGCCAAAGACAUCGUGCACUGGGUGUCUUAUGUCUACGCCUUGGAUGAUCUGGGCAACCUCGUUGCGCUCUGUGAGCUGCUGCCGACAGACCCGUCCCCUGGCCCUUGCGCUUUCGAGGUUCCUGAUGGAAUUGUUUUCUUGAGGCCGUAUGCGUACAGCAACCAGCUCGGCCUCUACAUUGGCGAUGUUGUGCAGGUGUCGGUGACAAAUUCCAGCGCGUCCCGGCAAUGCUUCAAGCGAGAAUGUUCUGCCUCCCAGCCCUCCUUGGCUUCGAGCCCCAUCCGCAGCGAGGCCGUAGAUGAGAUGAUGCGAGAUCAACAGGUUGCCACCGACAGGAUAGAUUCGGGGAACAUGUGCUUGCAGCACACUGCGGUCUACUAUGUGGCAAGGUCCUUGGUUCCACAGGGCCUGCAGGAGGACAUUGACCUGUUGACACGACCGGGCAGUGCACCAAGCGAUGUAGCAACGCGCUUCGACAUCUUUCCUGGCCUCUUCGGGAAGCUCAAUGCGCUUGGUGGACGGUGGUCGGCACACGAACUGGUCUUUGCGCACACGAUGCAGGAUGCUAAUGGAAGCCAGCCGACUCUUCGUACGGGCUUGAUCAACGAGGCACUGACCCGCUUCUCGCAGGACACGGCGCGGCGAGGUCAGCCGGUUUAUGCGGACGGGGUGCUGGCCCCGAUCGUGGAGUUCUCUCAGGAGUUGCUUCUCAUCAAUGCGACUUUUGCCAUGGACUGGGGCUAUGGCAACUUCAAGAGUCUAGGCCCUCACUAUACAAUCUUCUACACGCCUGAGUUUUUGCAAGAGUAUGUGAAUGUCAUGCUUUGUGCGAAGACGCGGGGCUGGAUGGGCAUUGGCUGGCUGAACCCCUCCCGCGACGAAUCCAGUCUUAUGGUCCGAACCGACAUGGUUGUUGCCUUCGUGGAGGAUGGACAAGCAGUUGUGCAGGACCGGUUCGCAUUUUCGAUCGAGGAGCCGAUUAAAGACGAGAUGCUCGCAGACCAACGCCCUGACGAUGUGGGCAACUUGCUCAACGGGAGAAACGAUUUGACUCUAAUCCCAGGCAGCUUGGGCUUGCCCGGACUUGAAUGGUGCUCGGACGCCACUUGCAGCCUUGGAUUCAGCCUGGUACAAUUCAAGCGAGCAUUCGCAACAGAAGAUGCAUACGACAUCAGGCUCCCUGCCAAAAGUGCCAAGCUUGGCCUGAUCUAUGCCUGGGGCAACCGUGACCCGUUCGCCACCUACAUGGAACAGCAUGGUGGAGGUGACCGAGGCUAUGUUGAAUUGCAAUGGAACCUGGAUUGUGUGCCUGGAACCUUUUUCGACAUUGCAAGUGCCGAUUGCAAGCCAUGCGACAAAGGCUUCUUUCGACCUGCUUCAGCUCCGGUACACACAUGCCUUCGGGCACCUCCUGGAACCUUCCAGAAUGAGACAGGCCAGGCAGUUGCCAAGACAUGCAAAGAGGGCUUCACGACCACUUCCGCCGGCUCCACGGAUGAGUUUGCAUGCGUUUGUCCUGGGCCUUCGCUGUCUCUGCCCAAUGGCAAGUACCAUGUCGACACCUGCGAGGGAGAAGAGAAGAAGGACAUCUUUGGCGUACCCAUGCCCUGUGCUCGCCUGGGAAGAUGUCAACCCUGCCCUGAGGGCAUGAUCUGUCGGGGUGCUCGGGACAUCAUCUUCAAGAACACUUCUCUUGACAAAAGGCCUAGACGUCUUCAAGAGGACGCUAUGCAGCGCGUCGCAGACUUUUGCUCUUCCUUCGCUCUGACAAGUCUGGAGGAGUGCACGUCCAGAACGUACUGUGACAUCAACAUCGAGGACCUUGACUGUGAGCAUGCUCCGCCGGAGUUGAAGCCAGGUUAUUGGUCUGAUCCAGGAAAGCCGUUGUCAGUGUUCAAGUGCAUCGAUACUUUGCAGUGCCGCGGUGGUUGGCCCGGAUACGUUUGUGCGGCGGGGCGUCAGGACAUCGCCUGUGGCCGGUGCGAGGAUAAUCACUUCCCAGCAAGGCUUGGAUCCUGCCAGCAGUGCUCCGCAGACGACACAGUGCCUGGUUUGCUGGCGACAGUGGCUGUGGCUUUCCUCACCCUCUCGUUCGCGGCGUAUAUGCGAAUGGCCUUCGUGAGAAGCUCGAGAGCUACGAUCUCAAUGAUGCUCAUCGUGUCACAAGCAGGGGUUCUCGUCCAAACCUUGGGAGUUUUUCGAGAUCUUUCCCUCGCGUGGGAGGAGCCAGUGAGAAGCGUUCUAUCAUUGAUGCAGCUUGUGAACUUCGACUUGAGAUCUCUGCGUAUCGCGUGCUAUGUCGCUACAGAUGACCCGCUUAUGAUGAUGAUCACAAAGAUGCUUUUCAUUCCUUUCCUAGCCUCAUGCGGCGGUUUCCUGGGUGCUGCUGCGGCAUCUUGCAAGCGUGAACGCUUCACUUGGCCCAGCUAUCUCAAUGCUCUUGGCUUGGUGGUCAUGGUCUUGUACCUUACAAUCUGCAUGUCCAUGACACAACCGAUUCAUUGCACCUCAAAUCCCAACGGUCUUCAGACCAUGGUGACAGACCCGGCAGUGGUUUGUUGGGAACCGGAUCAUAUUCCUUUGGCUUUGUGCUCCUUGCUCGGCUUGGGGGUCUACGGCGCGGGAUUCCUGGCCUACAUCGUGCAGAUCGUGCUGCGAUACCCUGCGUUGGUCAGCAGGGGCUCUGGCUUGAAGUUGCUCACGAAGUACCGCUUCCUGUUUCACAGGUUCAAGGACAGUGCCUACUACUGGGGUCCCAUCUUCUUGCUGCAAAAGCUGGUGGCUGCUCUCGUGCCGAUCGUUUUUGCGAAUGCUGCUGCAGUGCAGAUUCUGACCCUGUCUGUGCUGCUGACCGUCUACCUGUCCAUGACGAGCAACGUGCUGCCCUGGGCCACACAUGUCGCGUGCUUGGGCGACAUCUUCCUCAACAUGGGCCUGCUCGUGUUUCUCACCGUCUCGGCCUUCCUGGUUGAGACAGCGACGCCCGAAACGAGGGUUGUGCUGACUCUCUUUCUGGUCGUUCUGCUUGUGCUGAUUGGCUUUGGCCUGUGCCUCCUGGCCGGCUUCUCCCUGUAUCGCCGACUCUGCCCCGGCAGGACAUACGAUGGCUUCCUGUGCCAUCACAAAGCGGGAGCUGGAGUUCUCUGCCGGUGGAUGAAGUCUGAGAUCCAGCGCCAGGCUCACAAAGCUAAGAUCUUCCUCGACUCUGAUGAACUUGAGGGGUUGGCGGACAUCGGGGACAUUGUCAAGCACCAGACUAGGACACUUGUAGUUGUGGCCACGAAAAUGACUCUGACGAGACCUUGGUGCGCAGUCGAAGUAGCGACGGCUAUGAGGAACAACGUCGGAGUGGUUCUUGUAAGAUGUUCAGACUUCGCCUUCUAUGAUGUCGAUGGCUUUGCAAGCCUGCGGGCAGGAUGGUCACCCUCGGACAUCAUGAUCUUUGCCCAGAGCGCUCUGGAUCCAGACCUUGUGGAGGACAGCUACAGAGCUUUGGAAAAGGCGCCGCUUCUUGAAUAUGAUGCGUUCGCGCCGCACCGAACACAAACGGCUCUGGUGUCGAACUUGCUUGAGUCAGUAAAAAUACAGCGCAGUUUCGUCGAGAAGACGCUGUCCAUGGAGGCAGAGGAUCCGGAUGCCGACAUACUGGUUGUUGGCUGCAUGGGCAGCUCCGAAGGUAGAGUUGCGUGCCAGGUGAUGAGGGACCUGGUCAUGGAGCGAACUCGCAAGAAUGUAUUGGUUGCCUACAACAAAGCAAGUGCAGUCAAUGCAGCACGGACUGCUCAUUGCAUCUUGGUGGUGCUCAUGUCUGGAAUUCUUCGCGACGACAAGUUUCUUGACAUACUGGAGGCCCUGGACAAGGCAUACUCAGCCGAUCAGCUGGAGAUUGUGAGUGCGCUGGCAGAUGCUCAAUUUGAAUUUCCGUCGGCGGACUAUUACCAGGAGAUCAGCAAACGUGGAGAGCAUCUUGUCCGUUCGGUUAAGCGACUGGUGAACAUCCUGGCUUUGCCCUUCUCACCGCUGACCUCAAUCAAGGUGCUGCGAGCUCAGGUGGAUGAAGUUUGCCGCCGCUUCCGCUUCAUCGAGGAUGAUCGACGGCGAGCGCCGCGGGUGGCCGAGAUCGAGGCCCGUGCCAAGUGCUUCGGUUGCAAGCUCUUUGACAUUCCAGGCACGCAGCUGUCCGCAUUGGGAGCGGAUGUAGUGGGCCUGGGUUUGCUCCCGGCCGCCGUCACUCGGAUUCGCUCGGCCAUGGCUGAGAAGGAUCUCCAGGGCGACCCGUGCCGAGUCGAGCUGAGAGACAGGCAGAUUUUGGAGCAGCAGUCAGUCAGAUCUGUAGCUGCUUUUCGGAAGCAGACUCAAACGAGCGGACAGCGGAUUCGAGUGAUGUUUGCCGAUGCCGGCGCUUCUGGUCCCUUGCCCGGCCCACCAUGCCAUAGUCAGGAUGGCAAUGGGAAAUUCCGAGCCAAUCUUUCCAUGGAUGGGCCCGAGCCGCAGAUGCUUGGAGGCUCAUCGUGCGGCUCUGAGAGUUGCGAGUGUGGCGAGGCGGAGUUUCACAGGGUGUUUCCUUCAACGCCACCAGGAACCGAGAAGAAGGCUCACAUCCCCGGGCUGUCAAAGAAGCUGGCACCGGUGCUGGAGUCAGAGGAAAUUCUCAGUAAUUGUCCCCUGGAGGAAGCAGCGCAUGGUAGUCUGAUGCCUCUGCUACACGCUUUGGUAGCAGAUCGCUUGGAGGAUGCCGUCACCGUCAAUUUCGCCGUCUACACCCUCAGUUUAGCUGACUGGCUUGGUUGCUCUGACUCCACUAUGGAGGGCUUGGCAUCUGCUGCAGCGCAGCACAGCGCAGAGAUGCCCCUGAUGAUCCAAGCCGUGCUGAAAGCAGAUGAGGCGAGCAAAAGCCUGGAGUGGGUUCUAAAACGAGGACUCCUCCUCCGCGAUGCAAGAGGCAUUGAGGCUUUGGCUACCCAUGCUGCCAAAGAGAUUUGGCGGAAUCUUUGCGGGCGAGCAGUUCUCCAGAGUCUGCUCAAUCUCGCAAGCCAAGAUCCCGACGGGCUCAGGCUCAGCCCCGCAGCUCACGCUGCCAUCGUCCUGGGCAUCCCUCCGCGGGAGGUCCAUUCCGUAUUGCCAUCGAAGCUCCGCUUCGGGCCCAGCGCUGAAAGCCUUUUCCUCGACUUCAGAAAGAAGGGUAUCGGACCCGAAGGAGCAGCACGGUUGGAGUUUCCAAGCCGGCUCAAAGAGCUUGACCUGGACUUAACCCGUUGCGGCAUCCGAGCUGUAGGAGCGGCUGGGCUGCGGCUGCCAGGGACUCUGGUGAGGUUGCGCCUCAUCUUGCAGAAGUGUGACAUCGGGCCCGAAGGAGCCAAGGCAUUGGUCCUGCCUCCGACUUUGGAGCGCUUGGAGCUGGACCUCUCGCAUUGUCUCAUCGGUCCGCUUGGAGCUUCCAAUCUUCAGAUACCACGGGGACUGGCUGAGCUGGACCUCAGCCUGCUGCGCUGUGGCGUGGGAGAUCGUGGUGCCAAGGCGCUCAACCUGCCGGAUAGCAUCCGGAAGCUGCGCUUGGACUUGGCCCGCUGCGAAAUUGGCGCUGAGGGCCUCAAAGGCCUGCGCCUGCCUGGGCGCCUGACCAGCCUGAUGUUGGAUCUGACAAUGUGUUCUGUUGGACCAGAGCAGCUCAAGGCGUUCAUAGCAACCUUGCCGAAGACUUUAGAGGCCUUGGAGAUGAGUUUGACCGGCUGCAAGGUGAAAGCGGCUUCUGUCUCGAUGCUCCAGCAGGCCGUGAAAGCUCGACUGCCGCUGAUUCCAAGUCCGACCUUGGUGGUCUAG
This is a messenger RNA of Symbiodinium sp. CCMP2592, 6045 nucleotides long. The record is from the annotation of a GenBank genome assembly. NCBI's taxonomy places the organism in Eukaryota, Dinophyceae, Suessiales, Symbiodiniaceae.